AAAAAGACAAUUUGGGUUCAGAACAGUUGGUGUGUAGACUACAGAAAAUGCAUGUCUUGUUUUGAAGCAUCAUAUAUUUUAUUUAAAAUUGUUUUUUGUUGUAUUGUGUUGAUGAUGAUGAUGACUGUAGCAGUAGAAGUCAGUAAACUGGAUACUGCAGGAUACUUUUCGGACCUCUGGCCUGCCUACCGUUGAGUCUCAUUUGUCACCUGACUCUUAAUUGAGCGACCCUGACCUGAGCGCCAAAACAAAGCUAGAAACUAUUUUUACUAUCAGUGAAGCCACCAGUUUAACUACGCUAAAAUAAACCUGCCUUGUCCACCAACUAAAUGUCAGGAAACGGGUUAAUAUCCAGUCUCCGGAGGUUAAUAAACGCUGAGGAGCGGCUGAGGACUCCGUGUCCAUUUGAACAGCUCAGCCAGCAGAUGAAUGAUGUCUUGGGAGAUGGAGGGAUCCUAAAAGAGGUGGUCCAACCUGGAGAUGGCCCACCUGUCCCCCAAAACGCUUCAGUAUUGAUGAAUUACUCUGGUUUCCUGGAAUAUUCUGACCACCCUUUUGAAACUACCACAAACCUCAAGUACCCCCCGAUGAUGAAGUUAGGGAGAGAUGUGACGCUGGCCGGACUGGAGCUGGGUCUGUUGACCAUGCAGAAAGGAGAGUUCUCUCGUUUCCUCUUCCAGCCCCAGUAUGCAUACGGGGACAUGGGUUGUCCUCCGUUCAUUCCCGCUGCUGCCGUGGUUCUGUAUGAGGUUCAGAUCCUCGACUUCCUCGACUCGGGACAAGUGGACGACUUUCUCGCAAUGAGUCCGGAAGAGCAGAUCACAGUUCCUCUGUCCACGCUUCUUGAAGUUGUCAACACACUACGCAGCUUUGGCAACCGCUGCUUCAACCAGAGCCGUUAUGACAAUGCCAAAGAUCGAUAUAAACAGGCAAUGAGGCUGCUGUGGAACAGGGAAACACAGAGCGAUGCCGAGAAGCAGAGGAUCAUGACAGCGCUGCUUCCCCUCUAUCUGAACCUUUCUCUCACUGAGCUCCGUCUGGAGAGCCCGCACAAAGCCCUGAAAUAUGGCAACAAAGCCUUGGAGAUAGACUCCGCCAACACAAAGGCUCUUUACUGCUGCGGAAAGGCAUAUCUGGAGCUGCAUGAGUACAAGAACGCCCAGGGUUGCGUCAUAACUGCUCAAGCAAAGAAGCCCUUUGACACUGACAUUAACAACCUGCUGAGGAAGGUGGCAAUAUGCUAUAAAAACAGCUUGGACAAAGAGAAAGACAUGUACUCCAAGAUGUUCAGAGACUUGAGCCGCAGAACAGGCCACUACACUAUUCAACAGAACCAGAACACACAUCAUGUAGACAGAUAUGGGCCUUCUACUACCACCAGUAGUACAAAAACCACCAGCACUGACCCAUCGUCACUCCCCAACCCAAGCGCUGCCGCUUGCCCCAAGUCUCAGCCCUCCUCCAGCCCUAAGUCAGGCUCCAGCCCCAUCCCCAGGCACAGUCCCAACUCCAGAUUCAGACUGCGGCCCACAUGUCAGCGCUGCAACUCUCAGGACUCUCUGGACGAGCUUGAGAUGGACGACUAUUGGAAGGAAGUGGAGAAUAUCACUCGCUCAGGAGAAGGAGCAGGGAGGGGAGAAGGUGGAGGAGAAGGAGAAGUACAAGAGGAGGAGCAGCCAAAAAUUCCUGAGGAAGGCGAACAGGAGGAGGCGUGGCUUACAGAGGCAGGGCUAGCACGGCUGUUUGAUGAUUCACUGGCAGCUGACCUGGAUCAGGAAGAAGACAGUGCGGUGUUCCUGUCCACUCUGACCAGAACUCAGGUGGCAGCUGUAGAACGUCGCGUGACGUCACUACAGCAGACGUUGCUACGGCGACGCAACCGGCAACACGUUCCUGAUGUUAGGGAUAUAUUCAGACCUCCUGAAAAGGAUGAGGAGCCUAGUAAACUCAAAGGGGGAAGCGAGAAUGGACAAAAAGAUAUCACUUCAGCUGAAACAGAGACAGAACUGAACGUUGAAGUGGCGUUUUCAGAGCAGGCGCUCACUUACAGGGACAACCACCAAAGGUUAAAAGUCACGACUAUCCCUAACUCACCUGACGACAAACUACCGAACUUUAAGCUGCUCCGAGAUAAAACAGGUCAGACCAGAAUAGGGGAUCUGUCUCCUCUGGAUAUGAAAAAGGUGCAUAGACUGGUGUUGGUGGAGAUGACUGCUCUGUUUGACACUGCUGGGAUAGACGUCAAGGCUCAAAAAGCUGUCAAAGUUAAGACUAAAGAAAGUGGCCUAUUUGGUGUUCCUCUUGCCACUUUAUUGGAUCAGGACCAGAGGCGGAUUGCUGGGACCAAAGUGCCAAUCAUACUGCAGAGACUUAUUAGUCAUAUUGAGGAGGAAGGAUUAGACACAGAGGGACUGCUACGGAUCCCUGGAGCGGCCACUAGAGUCAAGUCACUGUGCCAGGAGCUCGAGUCCUCUUUCUAUGACAGGAUGUUCCCAUGGCAACAGUUGAAACAGCACGAUGCUGCUAGCCUUUUGAAGCUGUUCAUCAGGGAGUUACCCCAUCCGUUACUGACUGUGGAGUACCUCAACGCAUUUAUUGCUGUCAACAAGCUCCCCACAAAGAAGCAGCAGCUGCAGGCUUUGAACCUGCUAGUCCUUUUGUUACCUGAGGCCAACCGGGAUACUUUGAAGGCACUAGUGGAGUUUUUCCAGCGUGUCAUUGACCAUCAGGCCAAGAAUAAAAUGACCCUCAACAAUGUCUCUGUUGUCAUGGCACCCAACAUCUUCAUGUUCAAAGGCUUCCGCUCCAAGGUGACAGAACAACAGGAGUUCUCCAUGGCAACCAGCACAGCCAACAUCGUCCGGCUGCUGAUUAGAUACCAGAAUCUUCUAUGGACAAUACCCAAGUUCAUCGUGACCCAGGUCAGAGAACAAAACAUGGAAGGUCAGCGGAAACAAAAUAAAGAGAGAGCUGUAAGAAAGCUGCUGAAGAAGAUAACCACAGACAAACCAUCUGAUAAAGCUGUCUCAGAGGAGAGUUCGCAGGGAUUUAUUCGAGUUCAGGCACCACAGUUCAGUAAAGUGUCUAUGGCAGUUCAGCUGACUGAAGAGCUGCAAGCUGCUGAUGUAUUAACACGCUUCCUCAGCCAGGACAGUUCAGUGGCAGUGAAACGAGAAGAGCUGUGUCUCUAUGAGAUUGGUGGAAACAUCAGGGAGAGAUGUCUAGAUGGGGAAACAUAUAUGAAAGACCUCUUCCAGCUCAACCCUACCGCAGACUGGGUCAUCAAAGCUGUGCAGCGAUAAACUCCUACCAUCAUGCCCUGCUGCAUGCUGGACUGCUCCAAAUUUUCACUGUGUCUGUGUCCUACUGAGAAGAGACGUCACCUGGUUCUCUGUGGUUUUUGCUGGUUGUGGAUGUACAUGUUCACUUGUAGCAAAGAGAUUUCUGAACACAGGUGGUUGCAUGGUUUCACACAAUUGGUUGGCCCUGAAAACUGUCAAAUUACAAGUAGUCCAAUGGCAGUUUUAAAACUUAAUGAAACUCGUGACAUCUGUGUGGAAAUACUUCUCCUCUUAGUUGAACAACCAGAUUGUCAGACAAGAAAACAGGAAAAUGAUAUGCUUGGAUUUACAGUAACACAGACUUUUCCAUUUUUCCCACCCUGCCUUAUGCUACAUAUUGAUUUUGGGCCUCAGGUACAGCUAGCCUAAAGUAUCAGACAGUUGCGCAGGUGAAAGAAGACCUUGUCAUCUCUAGAGUCUUGACAGACCACUGUUGUACUGUGGUGGAAAUAUACCAUUUCUCCCACUUUGUCACAGCACUUGAGCCACAAUAUUGUGAUUCUUAAUAUAAUGUAAUACUGUAAGUAUUGCAGUUGUAUACUGUGAUUUAUUGCCACUAAUCACAUUGUUGUGUCUAAUAAGCUGAAUUAGUAUAGUUUGGGGCAAUAAAAUAUCAAAAUUCUGUUAAAUCAUGAAUCCAUAACACAACAGAGAUAAAUGUAAGAUAUAUUUUCUGUGUAACUCAUUUUGAGAAUAUUGGCUUUUAUUUAUUUACAUUUUAAUUAAACGCCCUAAAACGUAAAUAUAUGGUCACAAUAUUGAAUGUUUAUAUAUGAAAGCACUUCACUGUAACCAGGAGGGAAUGAACAUGGGAGUUAAUGGUCGUACUUUAGGGGGUCCAAAGCUGGAAGUGGACUUCAGAGAGAGGGGAGGUGAUGAAGUACUACUGUACUGUGAGAUAUAUGAGAGGGAGGGGCAUUUUAUAUGGCACACUUCAACAGUGACCCCAAAACUUUUCAUAAAAAUGUCACCACUGACUGCUAACCAGGGCACGCAAUGAUGACAUCACUGUUUUUAUGGUACAUUAAUAUUCCUGUACAUUAGAACUUUUUAAACCGUUGAUGUUUGAGUGUGUUAAUGUGUGAAUCCAUCUUCAAAAACUGCUACUCACCAGUGUACAAAUGUGAACAAACACAUUUUAAGAUUUUUAUAUAUAUAUAUAUAUAUAGAAGCCUGUAAGUUUGCAUGGAAUUCAUCGUCAAUUGACUUACAAGUUGUGUACCAAAGACUUAAUCAUUUUAAAGAUAUGUUGAACUCUUAAGUGAUCAUUUUAAAGAAAUAAAUUGUUGACUGUAUAAAUGGCCUUCUUCAAUGAUACAUUCUCACAUGAUGGGUUGCAAAAGUAUCUGGACACUGAUACUUUUGGCUUUUGCUGUUCUGAUUUUUGGCUCUGUACUCUUCACAGUCUGGAUAUCAAGUGAUGUAGUACACUGACAAAAGUCGUAUUAGUCCAGGAAUAUAAAAUCUCCAUUUUAUGUUGUUGGCACAUAGAUGUACUUCUCCUGGCUUUCAACAGAAGUCUAAUCUGAUUCUCUGCGGUUUCUCACAGUUACGACAGCCUGUGGAGGAUCCUAUCUGCACCACAAAGUCAAACAUUGCAGGUGUUUCUUUUGUGGAAAGCUGUGGAGUUUUAACAACAAGUAAUGUGUCACUGUUCAAAAUUUUUUUGUGAAUUGAGUCACUCCCUGCCUUGUAUUAUCUUGUUUACUGUGAAUGUUUUUUUUUUUUUUUUCUCCAAAUAAUGAUAUCUUUGUAUUAUUACUGCCUCUCAAAUGACCACUGCAACAGCCUGUAAAUAAACAUGCAGUUAUUAAUUACCA
Siniperca chuatsi (mandarin fish) is the source of this 5161-nucleotide messenger RNA. Its product is annotated as rho GTPase-activating protein 18-like. Gene Ontology annotation, molecular function: protein binding; peptidyl-prolyl cis-trans isomerase activity; GTPase activator activity. Gene Ontology annotation, cellular component: cytoplasm. The record is from RefSeq and is a predicted model, not a curated record. Bases 330 to 3302 code for a protein of 990 amino acids. Gene Ontology annotation, biological process: regulation of small GTPase mediated signal transduction; regulation of actin filament polymerization; signal transduction. Lineage: Eukaryota; Metazoa; Chordata; Actinopteri; Centrarchiformes; Sinipercidae. The transcript is spliced from 25 exons.